AAAGGAUAAACUUCUGGAUUAGAGUCAGAGGCCUCCCGAUACACAUGUUGAAGAAGGAAGUGGUGGAGUCUCUUCUCGGUCCUCUAGGGAAAGUUGAGAAAGUAGAGCUGCACGCAAAGAACUCUACAUCCCUGGAGUACAUUAGAGCUUCGGUUACUAUCAACACUGAAGAGCCUCUCCAAUUUCGAAGCAUAGAAAGACUUAAAUCAGGGAUGACGUACCCUACAGAGCUGGAAUAUGAGAAACUAAUUAAAGUCUGCUAUGGAUGUAAGCGGUUGACGCACGAUCAGACAAGAUGCCCAUUUCAAAUACUAGAGAGGGAGGAAGCGAAGAGACUGACGAAGGAUAGGAGUAAGAAGACAUGUCUGAAGGAAAAACUCCUGGAGAAAGAGAUAAGAGCUAAGGAGAGCUUGAAGAGAUCAACUUCGAAAGGAGUUGAAAUUCGGAACCCCCCGACGGCAACCAACCUUAGAGGGGGGAAAAAGAAAGCAACUGGUAAUCUAAAGGAGGAUACAGGGAAAGGAAAGCGAAUUGUGGCGACCCCCCGGGUGAUAUGGAGACAGAAAGCUGAUGUGUGUGGUUCGGGGAAGACAAAGAGCACGGAGGAAUCCACAGCGCACCCUCGCGGAUCAGGAGAUCAUAGUGGAGUUAAAAGUGUAUCCGGAGGAAGAGGAGGAGUAGGGAAGUCACUGGACUCCAAUGAAACUGAUUCGGUUUUCAACAGAUUGGGAAGACCUGACGAGGAAUGGGGAUCAAAGGGAAGCAGAGGUAGGAGAACUGCUCGAGAGCCUGCAGAGGACCUUCGAUGGAGGAUUAGUGGAAUGUCCUCAGGAGAGAAAAACGAUGGAAAAUCUAGCAAAGGAAGUCGUAGCCCGCCAUCGGUGUUUAAUCGACUAGGGGGACACACCCAUAUAGCGGAGGGAUCCCAGACAUCGAAAAGAAGAAGGCAAGAGGGUAGCGAUGAGAGGAAUGCAAAGAAGGCAAGAACAGGAUCAUCUGAGAAGAAGAAGAAAGAAUCUCCAUCGGUGUUCAUGCGGUUAGGAGGAGUAGUGAGAGGACCUGAAACUGAUAACACCGGUGAAGCGCAUCAUUCUGCUCUAGUAGCAGUAUCUACUCCAAUACAUUCUGCCCGUAUGGCAGCAAACAGUCCGGCUCUUUCUGUCCGUAGGAUAGCAUUGGGCAGUGGCUCCUCAGUAAAAGAAGGGUUGAUGGGUAAUACCAACCCUUCGAGAUCAAUAUGA
Messenger RNA from Raphanus sativus (radish), 1241 nucleotides. RefSeq lists its product as uncharacterized. The coding region runs from base 45 to 1241 and encodes 398 amino acids. NCBI's taxonomy places the organism in Eukaryota, Viridiplantae, Streptophyta, Magnoliopsida, Brassicales, Brassicaceae. The transcript has a single exon. The record is from RefSeq and is a predicted model, not a curated record.